AUGUUCCAAUUUAUUGAUAAAGCCUUUCAUUUGCCUUUAAAAUGUUUUACUAGUUUUGCAAAUAAAAUAAAUUAUAGUAACAAAUAUAAAAAAAUUUUAUUAGGUAAUAAUGAUUUUUCUCAUGAUACACUAUCAAAAUACAUUAAAAUUUUUAGAAUAAACAAUUAUAACUUCAUUAUAUAUGGAAUAUUGCAUGGUAACAUAUACGAAAAAAGUUGUAGUGGUAAGGAUUGUUCUGAAUUACUUAAAAGCAUAAAAACAGAUUAUGUAUUAUUAGAAUUGUGUGAUUAUAGAUUAAAUAGAAUAUUUGAUAUUAUUUCUAAAAAGAAAAAUAAUUAUAGUAACAAUUAUUCGAAAUUUACUUAUUUACCCAGAAUACAUAAUGGGUUUCUACAAUGUGAAUUUUUACCAAUUAUUGAAGAAUGCCUAAAAAAUAAAUUGAAAAUUUUUGCGUAUGACAGAAAUAUUAAUAUUAUAAAAAAUAGAUUAGAUUUAAAACUUUUAUAUGAUACAAAAGCUUAUAGAAAAUUUUUCACUUAUUGCAUAGAAUCAAUAUCUUUGAGGCAUUAUCCAUAUGAUACUUUUGUUAAAUUAUACAAUGAUUAUGAUUUAAAUAAAAUUGAAAAAAAAGAAACAAAAAAUGUUCAAUCGGAAUUAAAUUUGGAUUAUGAGACUAAGACUAAUUCAAAUAAUGAGAAAAAAAAAAAUAAUAAUGUGAAUGAAGAUUCUCACACAAAUACAUAUGAAAGUUCUGAAUGCUUAAAAAAAUUGAAAGUGUUAAAUCUUUUGAACGAAAGAUUAAAAUCUCUUUCUAAGCCCACAUACGAUGUUUUGGUAAAUGAGAAAUGUAAAUAUGUUUCAAGUAAUAUUUGGGGAUUUUUACUAAAUAAUGAAACCAAUUUUUUCGAAAAUAAUUCUACGAAAAAUAUCGUUGUCGUCUGUAGUGCAAAUAUACUAAAAGAAUUAGUUGAAGAAUUAAAUUUAACUUAUAUGAAUUUAAGUAAAAAAUAUAAUAAUCAAAAUUAUGAAAAUUUGAUUUACGAAAACCAAUAUAGUUCUUAUAAUGAUUAUGUUAAACCACAUUGGCCUCUUAUAAUUAUUAAAUAUUAUUUUAUUCCAUAUUUUAUUUUAUAUAUUAUUUUAAAUAUGUUGUAUACAUUUUGUUCAUGGAUAUACAAAUCUAAUUUUCAAAAGAAUUCAUCAAUUUCAAGUAAAAUAAUAGAUAUAGAAGUUUAA
This is a messenger RNA of Plasmodium relictum, 1236 nucleotides long. RefSeq names its product conserved Plasmodium protein, unknown function. Bases 1 to 1236 code for a protein of 411 amino acids. The record is from RefSeq and is a predicted model, not a curated record. Lineage: Eukaryota; Apicomplexa; Aconoidasida; Haemosporida; Plasmodiidae. The transcript has a single exon.